Messenger RNA from Polychytrium aggregatum, 1365 nucleotides. RefSeq lists its product as uncharacterized. Gene Ontology annotation, biological process: regulation of transcription by RNA polymerase II. Gene Ontology annotation, cellular component: nucleus. NCBI's taxonomy places the organism in Eukaryota, Fungi, Chytridiomycota, Chytridiomycetes, Polychytriales. The coding region runs from base 7 to 1044 and encodes 345 amino acids. The record is from RefSeq and is a predicted model, not a curated record. Gene Ontology annotation, molecular function: DNA-binding transcription factor activity, RNA polymerase II-specific; RNA polymerase II cis-regulatory region sequence-specific DNA binding. The transcript has a single exon.
CGCAGCAUGAACUACUGGCCCCAACAGGACCCCGACGAGCCCCCCGGCCACCGCCCAGAAGCUGCUGCUGCUGCUGCUGCUGCCGUUGCUGCUGCCGCUGUCGCUGCUGGCCGUCCCGAUCUCACCGUCCAUCCUCACAACCUCGUGGUGAAUCCGCUGCUUGUUGGCCCCCCGACCCCGACGAGCACCUAUCUCGAUCCAUCGCCGACUGCCGUCGACUAUGCCGGUCUGCCCCCAGGCAUGGGCCUCGACGCCGCGGCUCUGGCCGCCCCUCAGUCGCUGCCGCCGUCCUAUCGGCUCGCCCCAGGCACCGCCGAGCCCGUUGUCGCAGAGCCCCAGUACUUGCAUUCCCACCCCCCCAACGCCACACUCGACCGGUCGUCGGCCUCGUUUCCCGAUCUCCAGCAGCCCUCAUAUCAUUACCUGCAACUCCAGGCACCCCAUCCGCAGCAACUGCAUCGCCCACCCCACCAUCAUCCGCACCAGCAGCCCGAGUACCAUCCGCAACAGCAGCCUCAGUACCAUCCCCAUCCGCAACACCACCACCCGCCGCCGCAUCUGGCGACAAGCUAUGAGCAGGCUCACCACAGCUAUCCGGAUCUGCAUCUGCCCCACCACCACCAGCAACACCACCAGCAUCACUAUGGCGCUGGCAACUAUCCCAUCACAACGCACUACCCUGCCUCGCUCUCGUAUGCACCCGCUGUCCCGGCCAACCACAUGAAUGCUGCCAACAUGAGCGCCUUCCCCAACCCUGCCGCCUCAACCUCGACGUUCCCCCACUCGUCCUUGGCCGGUGGUCUCACACCUGCUCCUCUGCCCGUCGAUCCGUACGGAUCCGGCAUGCAGACUCCCGACAGCCCCGACGAUCGCCCGUUCAGGUGCCCCGACUGCCCCAAAACCUUUCUCCGGAAGCAGGACCUCCGACGGCAUGCCAUCAUCCACGAUCCAGUGUCCCCGGGAUAUAAGUGCACCCACUGUGGCACGAGCUUCACCCGCAGCGACGCCCUGUAUAGACAUGUCAAAGGCAAGCGGUGUCUAUGAGCCUCUUUCACUCUCUCCCUCCCUCGGCAAGCCGAGCUCCUCCGCCCCGCCGUUUCUUUCUCUCAGCCUCCGUAGACGAGGCCGAAUCGCGAGCCCCAUAAUUCGAGCCAGCACACCCGCACCCACACCCGUUCGCUCCGGCAGAUCGGAGUGGCCAACAACUGCUGCUGCGGUGUCUGUGCUGUCAACCAGAACUUCAUAUCAUGACCUAAUUAUCGAUGCGCCUCUCUGCGAUCGGCGAAGGCGAAAGCCGCUCUGCUGAUGAAAAUACACCUGUACAGCUUCUCUGCGAGAAAUCGUGGGAACACUACCACAUUGCUG